Messenger RNA from Helianthus annuus (common sunflower), 1109 nucleotides. Its product is annotated as glycosyltransferase BC10-like. Lineage: Eukaryota; Viridiplantae; Streptophyta; Magnoliopsida; Asterales; Asteraceae. The coding region runs from base 443 to 691 and encodes 82 amino acids. The transcript has 3 exons. The record is from RefSeq and is a predicted model, not a curated record.
UUUAUCUGAUUUAGAGCUUCAUACGUCUUUAAUAAUUGGAUGGUUAUAAAAAAGUUUCAUGCAAAUAUAUGUAUUGAAUAUGGUUAUAUGCAAUUCCUUUAACUGUUUUAUGUAUUUUGGAAUGUUACUUUGAUGAGCAAUUACGGACCAUCUGAAAGAUAAAGAAAGGGUUCCGGCCACGAUUCUGACCGGAUGUCGCUUAUAUGGAGAUAGUCGUGCACGAUUAGUUGGUUUGUUUGUUUAAAUACUCAUAUACAUCUCGCCUCUGAUUGGGUUCAGAUCUUUUUUAUUCGUGUCAUAGGUCUGAUUGCAAGGGUUUUUUCUUUUCGUAUUCUGAUUUGGUUCAGGUACGUUUUUAUUUCCAGUUUGUUUAGUCGCAUUAUUUUGAGUUUUGAUGUAGAAAGAGUUCGUGGAAAUAAUAACAUAUUCGGUGGUGUUACAAAUGGAUAUUUUGCUUUCACUGAGGAACACCAGUAACCGUGUGGAUACAGGUGCAUUGCCUCCGUUUCAGUUCAGCUAUUUGAGAAAUAGGAAAUCAUUAUCUGAGUUUUGGCGGGAUUGUCCUAUUCUGGCUGAUAAUUCAAAGGAGCAUAAUUGCAUGCCUUAUGAACAUUAUACCGCAACAUUACUUGCAGUAUGUUCAUGUUAUCAGUAUAUUUGUAUUCUAUCUUCAAGAAAUACAAGCAACUAACUUCGCUUACCAUUAUGUUCAUCAUUUGUUUCUAGCCUAUAAGCAUAUACGUUUUACACAUCAUAUCCAUUUGUGUUGUGCCACUACUUGAACACAAUUACAUUCUAUCAAUUUUUUGUACAAAAUAAUGGCGUACGAGCUGCUAAUAUAUACGUCAUCCAAGUUAAACUUCUUCCUAACAUUUCCUUUCUUUAUUUCACAGCCCUACUUAUGAAGCUUCGUAUUCAGAUGGUUCUGUGGGUAGCGCACCAGGUGAAAGUGGACCGUCGACUACAUAGCCAUGGAUUAGCGGCAGAAGAUUUCGCGAAUUAUUGAAUAAAACCGGGAGCUUCAUGAACUCCUUUUAAGUUUUUUUCGCUGUAAUGUAUGUUUUUAGACUUGGCAUACAUGUUUGCUCUUAAAUGGAUUACGCAACAAA